Molecule: messenger RNA, 1041 nt
Organism: Eremomyces bilateralis CBS 781.70
Lineage: Eukaryota; Fungi; Ascomycota; Dothideomycetes; Eremomycetales; Eremomycetaceae
Exons: 4
Coding region: 249-821 (190 amino acids)
Source: RefSeq, a predicted model, not a curated record
CAUCCCGAGAAAUGAUGGUUACGAGACGCGAUUCCAAUGAAAAUGCGGCUCAGCCUUCUGAUCGACUCUUUCGAUCGACGACACUCGACCGCGCCGCGGAAGACUUUGACGGCAAUGCCCCAGUUCAAAGAUCCUGGUCUUUACAUAUUGAGGCAGGUUCGUAUAAAGUCUUGGGGUUCCCAAAUGCUUUCACCUUGUUGGAUCCUGUAAAAACCCGACUUUGAAGUGUGAAGAGAACUGCUUUCACCAUGUCAAGCGAUCAGCAACCUGCACCGGCAACCCUACCAGUCAAUGGUACGACAGAUGCCGCGAGUGAUGGAAUCUCGCCAGCGAGUCCGCCGGCUGUCAAUUCAAGUUACCCCCCUGAUGCAAAGCGCACAGAUGGGGGAGUAGAGAUGGGACCAAUCUCCACGCCAAUCGCACAUCCCGAUACCAUACAUCCACCACCUCAAUACGAAGCGGCAGCACAUCCAGUCCCAGCUCCUGCUCCUGUUAUGGUUACGCCUCUUAGCCAACUUCAACAGACGCCGGCAGCUAUAGACUGUAAGUUCUGCAAGUGCCAGGCGACGACCGAGGUCCGCACUCAGAGGGAUAAAGAGCCAAUUCCAGGGGUGAUGAUAUGCCUCAUCUGCCUGGUGUUUUGGCCGGCGCUUUGCUGCCUUUCAUGCAUGGAAACGGAAACGAUUCAGUACGUCCAUACGUGUAGUAACUGCAAGAACAUCGUGGCACAGAGGGCCGCGAAUGGUGCUAUCAUUGUUAAGGAGCCAGCGGGGAUGAUGGUCCCAUCACAGUAUGGUGCGCCACAGACCCAGGCAAAGUAGACGCUUUGCAUAGGUGGUGAGUCGAUUGAUCGUGUCGUUGUUCAUCGGGGGGAGAAUCCGGCAAUUUUGCUUGUAUAAUAUUGCAGGAGAAAGUAAACCCAACCAUUUAUUGUGUACCUUCGGAGUGCGUUAUGUCCCCGGCGUAUCAUUUUGGGAACUCCGGAAUUAACUGGAACUUAUGUCAUAAACUGAGUUUGGAAUCACGAAUCAUUCUUCCAUG